Rodentolepis nana is the source of this 216-nucleotide messenger RNA. NCBI's taxonomy places the organism in Eukaryota, Metazoa, Platyhelminthes, Cestoda, Cyclophyllidea, Hymenolepididae. The record is from the annotation of a GenBank genome assembly.
ACCUAUAUCGGGGAUCCAAUCUAUCCCAUUGAUGGUGAAUCGGAUGAGCAGUUAGCAGAUAGGACCCGCGAGGCGAUUGAAGACAUGAUUGCACGCUACCAAUGGCGACCAAGUAAUCUAAUAAUCGCUCUCCUUCAACGGAUACCGCGUUUCGACGCCUGGGUGCAACGAAAGAAUGAGCAGAAUUAUAAUUCUAAAAGACGGAAGGCUUCUUGA